Pezoporus flaviventris is the source of this 860-nucleotide messenger RNA. RefSeq names its product BLOC-1 related complex subunit 8 (gene BORCS8). The record is from RefSeq and is a predicted model, not a curated record. Gene Ontology annotation, cellular component: BORC complex. NCBI's taxonomy places the organism in Eukaryota, Metazoa, Chordata, Aves, Psittaciformes, Psittacidae. Bases 21 to 386 code for a protein of 121 amino acids. The transcript is spliced from 6 exons.
GGCGGAAGCGGACGGGCGGGAUGGAGGAGCCGGAGAUGCAGCUGAAGGUGAAGAAAGUCACAGACAAGUUCACGGAGAGCAUGUACGUGUUGGCCAACGAGCCCUCGGUGGCACUGUACCGGCUGCAGGAGCACGUGCGCAGGUCUCUCCCCGAGCUCGCCCAGCACAAGUCCGACAUGCAGAGCUGGGAGGAGCAGAGCCAAGGAGCCAUCUACACGGUGGAGUAUGCCUGCAGUGCCAUAAAGAACAUGACUGACAGCACUGUGUACUUCAAGAGCAUUGACAGCCUGCUCAAACACGCCAUAGCCAUGAAGGAGCAGCUGAACGCUGCCCAGGGCCGCAGCGCUGUUGCCCCACAAGUCAAGAAUCCUCCAGCCAGUUCCUGAUUCAAGACUGGCCAUCCUCUGCUGCCUUCUCCAGCCCAGCUCCAUGUUCUUCAACCACAGGGAGGAGGGAGAAACCACCUACUCAAGCUGUGAAGCUGCACCAAGGCCUCUGCCCCCUUCUGUUCCCAGUAACGAGUGCACCUGAGCAGGCAAACCCUGCUGCUUUGGGGAGUGCUUUUUGGGGCAGCUCUGUCCCUUUGCUCCGCAAGAGGGAAGCGGGGUGGUUCUGUGCUUGUCCUUUCCAGUUCCCUUCAAUGGCAGACUGCUAUGAGGCAUUUUUCUCUCUACCUCUGAGCCACAGAGAUAUCUCUGCAAAACUAGGUCUUGCUUUCAGUGUUUUGUGGGUGGCUGUGGAACGAUGUAAUGCAGGCACGCUUUGGCUUUGUUCAGGAGGCAUUCUGCAAGGAGAGGGUUUCAUGAGUGUGCCAGGGAGCCACUGAAUCGGGUUUCAGGGAGAACAAUAAUAAAAGAAAA